CGCCAUUUUGGCGCAGGAGUUUCUGGAGGUCCUACGAUUUCGGCAGACCGGAUGCGAUCCGGUAAUCGUGCACGUGCUCCAGCGGAUAUCUUGACGAUCCUAAAGUGUAUCUUGCUCGUCCCUGAACCUGCAAGAAUGGCUUUUGCCGGUAGGAGCCUAUAUAAGACCGCAAGCGUCCUAUCACAAGGCGCAGUGUUGGGUUACCGCCGGAACGACGACAACGAAGAUCGUUUUCAAAUACCGGGAAGACAGUCUCUCCCCCGGAGAAAGAUCCAAACGAUCCGUAAGAGGACGAAGAUCGGAUCAAGCGGUGUCAUCGGCAGCGAUCCUUGGACGGUGCCUCGAUUUUUUGACUAUUUAAGGAGCAUCCUCGCCUCUUCGAGGUUCCCUUAGCGCGAGGGCUGAUCCGGUUUGAUUUUAUUCUCUCUGUCGAUUCCAUUCUCGGGGUUUAUUUUUCGGACACCAUGGAGACUGUGAUAGUGACCAAGAUGGACAAGGCGAGGAUCGCGGAAAAUGAUCAGAGGAAGACUGGAUUCGCCAAGGAUGCGCCGAAAGUCCUGAGAUACACGCUGGCCGACUCGUCCAACGACCCGAGCAUGGACUACCAUAUCCAGGUGAUCACACCGGAUGACGCCCCGAGGGUGCUCAAGUUCCUCAAGAGGUUCUUCUUCAGGGACGAGCCCCUGAAUUACAGCAUCGAGCUGAUCCCACCCGGAGAGAACAGUACCUGCGUCGAACUCGAAGAGUACAGCAUAAGCUCGAUCGAGGAAAAUCUAAGUCUUAUGGCCGUUUCAACGAGCGGCGCGGUCAUUGGGGUUUGUUUGAACGGUAAUAGAGCGGAACUGCCAAAAUGUCGAACCAGCGCCCCGAAGGAUGCCGAGCCCGAUUACAUCGCCGAUUGUGCGAAUCCGAAGUUCAAGAAGGUCCUGAAAUUGCUGUACUUCCUGGACAAGCAAGUCACGGCCACCGGAAGGUACACCGGAGAAAAUGGAGUGGAACUCAGGAUCAUCUCCGUCGACAGCAACUGGAGAGGCCGGGGUGUAGCCAGAGCUCUGAUCGAGAAAACGAUAGAGACGGCGAAAGAACGGGGCUUUUCGAUAAUUCGCUGCGACUGCACGUCCGUGUUUUCCGCCAAAUUGUGCGCCAGGAUUGGCUUCGAAAAAAUUUACGAGUUAAAGUACGAGGACUACGUAGACGAGGAAGGAAAGCCGAUUUUCUCGCCCGACUCGCCGCAUACAUCUGCGACAUCGUACACGAAAAAGCUGUAAGAAGAAGAGGGAAAAGUGCCGCAAAUAAUGGAAGAUUGAUCCACGGCCGUGAUUUCGUAAAUUAUCGUAAAGUUACGCACGACGACGAGGCAACUUAGAAAUUUCAUCGAGAUGUUAAGUACUGGACCGUGUAGUACCUACGUAAAUACGAAGAGAAUUAAUCUUAGAGAGAUUUCUAAGUAACUAGUGAAGCUGUAUAUAUUCCGUAUAGACGACUAUUCUCUUUGCGUUUAUUUAAAUGUCAUGUACCGUAAAAUCCUUUUUUAGGAGUGCUGCCGAAUAAGGCAGUCAAUUAUAUUUUACCGAGUGUUAAGUCAACGACCUGUAUUUUAAUUUGCACUUUUAUUCGUAAAGCGCAUUGCAUGCUUCUUAAACAUCGUUACGUAUCGAUAAAUAAGACCAUGUCGACCAAAAGUCAUUUGACGAAGCCCUGUGGUGGAAAGUCAAUGAUUUUCAUUGGCAUUUAGUGAUGUCUACCUUCUAUCGGGAAGCCUGGUGAAUGUACUUUAUAAGAAGGAUUGUUAUAUGAUACCUGCGUCAAAGAAAAAAAAUUAAAUUCAAGGAUCUUUGGCAUUUCGAAAGUUACUUACAUAGAUGUAAUCACGCACUGUGACGCAGUUUAUUAUUAUUUUGUAUGAUACUGCGUAAGAGUAGCACUUUGAUUAAAAUUAACCUUUGAGGGGAUGCCUAAAUAA
Messenger RNA from Orussus abietinus, 1963 nucleotides. Its product is annotated as dopamine N-acetyltransferase. The coding region runs from base 465 to 1268 and encodes 267 amino acids. The transcript has 4 exons. NCBI's taxonomy places the organism in Eukaryota, Metazoa, Arthropoda, Insecta, Hymenoptera, Orussidae. Gene Ontology annotation, molecular function: N-acetyltransferase activity. The record is from RefSeq and is a predicted model, not a curated record.